Molecule: messenger RNA, 1597 nt
Organism: Dermacentor silvarum
Lineage: Eukaryota; Metazoa; Arthropoda; Arachnida; Ixodida; Ixodidae
Product: venom metalloproteinase antarease-like TtrivMP_A
Exons: 15
Coding region: 43-1506 (487 amino acids)
Biological process (GO): proteolysis
Molecular function (GO): metalloendopeptidase activity
Source: RefSeq, a predicted model, not a curated record
ACGUUAGCUUGCCCUAAAUGUGCGUUUCGCAACCAAAGAAGAAUGCUUCCCGUCAUUUUGUUUCUACAAUUUCUGCUCACCUGUUAUGGAGAAGAAUUUUUUGUCUAUCCUACCCUACUGCAAAGACGGGCUGCUACGUCGAGCUUAGUCCUCCAUAUCAAUGACAAGAUAAUACUGAAUCUUGAGAGGAGCUCCGUACUGGCGGAUGAACUUCAAUUCAUUACAGCCAGUGACCAAGGGAACGAACUCGACAUGGUAGACACAUCUUCUAUCCAAGAGAGCCUGUACCACGACACACAUCACCAAUCCUCUGUUAGAAUACGCGAGCAAGACGGCGUUGUGCAAGUCGAAGGUGUGAUCAACAGCAAGCUGAGGAUAAAGCCACUACCUGAAAGUGAACGGUCGUCGGGAGGUCGGAUGCUCCACAAAAUUUACGAUGUGCACGAGAGACAACAAGGAUCUUUCAUGGAAGGUCGGAUGCUUGGGCGUCUACAAAACGAUGACCAGAAGGAUAGGCGUCACCGCAAGUCUCAAGAGCACGAUGAAUUGGAGUUGCCCAAUAGAAUGAUGCGUCGAGAGUCACGCCGAGCGGAAGGACGGAAUAUGAAUGCUGAAUUGUUUAUCGUGGAACUUCACGCAAUGUCCGACAAAGCGCACCAAGUGAACUUCAAGAAGAAUGAAGAUUUAAUCGCCUAUAUGGCUGUCAUGUCAAAUGCAGUAAACUUGAGAUACCUGGACAUGAAAAAUCCCAGAAUUAAGUUCAAGCUCAUUGGAGUAACCAGAAGCCAGAACGACAGUUUUUCGAAAGUUGGCAAAGGCACAGUUGAGUCGGAGCCGACAUUGGACGGAUUGGGAAAAUAUGUCAAGGAAGGGAAGUUGCCAGGGAAUCCUGACCUGGUAUAUUUUGCAACUGGCCUCGACAUGAUCGAAUUUGAGCAAGGAAGAAUGUCUACAGGAAUAACAGGCCUGGCAUAUAGGAGUGAAGUGUGCCGUAGGUACCGUGUCGGAAUGGGCGAAGAUAUACCAACUUCCUAUUCUGGAGUGAGAACAAUGGCUCACGAACUCGCACAUAUACUGGGAUCGCCGCAUGACAAGACGCCAAAGUGCCCUUGGUCGGAAGGAUAUCUCAUGAGCUAUCUCGACGGAGGCACAAAAAAAUACCGUCUUUCAACUUGUAGUGAAGAAGAAAUACGAAAAACUGUACAUUCUCUCCCGAAGAGCUGUUUCGAUGAGCAGAGCAAGACGAACUACCAGGCUGUGUACAAGAGAUAUCCGGGUCAGUCAGUGCGGCCGCAAUAUUACUGCAGAAGGAUGCUGAAGGUGAAGGGAAAACGAUCGAAGGUGUCUGCAAAGAAGCCGGCGUUUCUUAGCAAGCAGUGCAAAAUGAACUGUUGCGUGCAGUCAAGUCUUGCAGACAUGUGCUAUAAAGUAAACAUACUGGAAGGCAUGGAGUGUACGACUGGAAAGACCUGCAGAAGAGGAGUCUGUGGAGAUUUUAACUGGUAGUAGUUGAAAGCUCCAGCAUACACCAGUUUUCUUGCCCAUUUCAAGAAACCCAAGUUCCGAGCCUUUCGGUAAUAAAUCGUUCAGAAGCAAC